GAUGACGAGGCAUUUGGCUACCUUAAGAGAGUCAUAGUUACUCCCGCCGUUUACCCGCGCUUGUUUGAAUCUCUUCAUCUUGACAUUCAGAGCACUGGGCAGAAAUCACAAAUCGUCAACACGCCUUUCGCGCCAUCGAUUUGCUAUGUUUUAAUUAGACAGUCAGAUUCCCCUUGUCCGUACCAGUUCAUAGUUGACAGUUGA
Messenger RNA from Mixia osmundae IAM 14324, 204 nucleotides. RefSeq lists its product as uncharacterized. NCBI's taxonomy places the organism in Eukaryota, Fungi, Basidiomycota, Mixiomycetes, Mixiales, Mixiaceae. The transcript has a single exon. The annotation marks the transcript as partial. The record is from RefSeq and is a predicted model, not a curated record.